Arabis nemorensis is the source of this 183-nucleotide messenger RNA. The record is from the annotation of a GenBank genome assembly. NCBI's taxonomy places the organism in Eukaryota, Viridiplantae, Streptophyta, Magnoliopsida, Brassicales, Brassicaceae.
AUGGUGUCUCAAAAGCUAGAGAUUUGCAUCGAAUUGAUGAAGAUUGCCGUCGUUUUCGUCGCCACCGUGGCUGAAUCAGUAGAAGAAGCUUUCCGCAAGCCUCCACCGGCGCUCCCGGCAGUUCAAGGUGGUCGCCGGAAUACUUACGCUACCGUUCCCAUUCCUCUUGUUGGAUUCAUGUGA